Molecule: messenger RNA, 2382 nt
Organism: Apis laboriosa (Himalayan honeybee)
Lineage: Eukaryota; Metazoa; Arthropoda; Insecta; Hymenoptera; Apidae
Exons: 3
Coding region: 1833-2150 (105 amino acids)
Source: RefSeq, a predicted model, not a curated record
UGGAGGAGGGGGCUCGCGGCGAGGGGAGGGGGCACGGUGCGAGCGCAACACGAUGCUAUAAGGGCGGGUACGCAGCCAAGUCUCCGCAGUGAGCGCCGCGACGCCUUCGGAGACGUAUCGUAUAUCGAAACGGUGGAACGGUGAUCGCCGGUGAACACGAGGCGUUCAUAUUAUCCCUCGAGGACGAUUGUGCUGUGUUUUUGUGAUUGAUCGACUAUACGGAUUGGAGAACAGAUUGGAGAAACGGGAACGAGAAGAUUACUUUGCAAGAGGAGGCGAGUGGCAAGCCGGGACGAGGCUUUUGGCAGCUGGGCAAUGUUCACGCCAGUUGUGCGGAGAUACAGGUGAGACCGUGGUGAAACGACACACGUGCUCCAGGGAUGCGAGAAAUCGCCGCCCCAUUAGAGUUCCAUCCCGUGAGGCGAGCGUUGCCGAGCGGAGCGUGAAACGAAGCGUAUCCACCUUCCUUAGCGGAAAACCGUGAGAGGAUGCGAUUCACGGGAAAGCUCGAGGGAUAAUAAAAUAUCGGAAUCCUUUCUUAAACCACUUUCUUAAACCCGGCCGCCAUGAAGGAGGGAAGAGUGAAAUUCUAUCGAGGAAUCGUCGAAUAAAUAUGAGGAAGGUGAAGAUUCUCACGAACCCCUCUCAUCGUCGAGAAAAAGAGCACGGUGUUGGACAGGCUCGAAGUACCUUUCGUUACCGCGUCCCGCGACCGUCUCCUCGAUCGUCUUAAUCCCGGUUGCUCGAUCAAUGCACGCUAAGUUGAAACCAAGGGAAGGGUGUGUUAAGCCGUUGGAAUUGGUCGUCGAGGGCGUCGGUGUAACGAUAACCGAUCGAACGAGAUAGUAUCGUGCCUCUUUUGCGCCCCGGCCGAACGUUUCAAACCGUGAGAAUAACCAUUUCGAGUCGAUCGGGAUCGAGAGAACGAGGUGAAUUUUCUUGGAAAGUGCGUCUUAGAGAGUGCGUGUAUGUGUGCGUAGUAGUGGUGCAAAAAGACAAAAGCGACACGAUUUUCAUCGCUUUCGUUUGGAUUAUCUCAUCUUUCGGUCGUAUCUUGACCGAUUUCCAUCCCCCUUCUCAUGCCGUUCCUUCCAUCGUAAAGAUAUAACUUAUGGGGGACGACGGAGGGAUGAAGAGUGAGAGGGAAGCGGACCGCGAUAUCUGCGCACCAUUGGACGAUAUAAUCUCGUAAAACCCGCACACAAGUGUCCAUCUACGUGAGCCGUACGUAAAGCCGUGGACGAGGACCACCGGUUUCUAACGCCCGCCAGGAAUUGGUACGCCGGCCAACUUUCGACGCUUCGUUCCAACUGUAUUCCACGUGACAGACGAGAGUGGCCGUUUCUUCGAGGAACGAUCCCUCGAAGAAUAUACUCGGUCACGGACGGUGUUGAACCGUUGGGGUGAUCUCGUAAACCUAUCCUAAACCCUCACCGUCGAGACUAUAUUUUUGGAUGGAUCUUAUAAUAUAUACGAAGUGACACCGUUCUCUGUGAUGCCUCGCUUCGCGAACGCUUCUGGCUGUUUCGAGCAAUUUUAUCGUAUUUAUACGUAAAAAAAAAAAGAAAAGAAAAGAAGAAGAAGAAAAACGAAUUAGAGGUAUAUAAUAUUUUAUGAUAACUAGAUUUAAAAAAAGAUAGAUUCAAUUUUGUUUUUAAUUUUGUAAAGGAACGAGAGUUUGUAGAAAUUUUUACAACCGUACGUGACUCUUUUAAUAUAUAUAUAUAUAUAUAUUCGUCGUAUCAAAUAGAAAGAUUAUACAUUUUGGUGAUUGGUAAUGCGCGAGUGUCACGUUCGUUCUUCGCCACGCGUUGGAAUCUGAAUCACGAAGGAUGGAUCAAGUGCACGUGAAAUCGUCGAGAUCGACGUCGAGGAGCAACCCGGCGAAAAUGGCGUGCGAGAAGGCGAGCAAGAGGCUCAGGACGAUUCUGGUGAAGGCGUCGCGCCUCGGCGUCUCGACGACGGAAGUUGCCAAGUUGCCAAGCGCCAAGAAGCUCAUUCCGCAGAGAGAUCACGGAUGGAAGUUGGCGGUGUUCCUCCUGGUCAUGUUCGGCGGCGGAGUGAUCGUCGCCUUGGCCUGCACGGCGAGGAAAGGCUGCUCGAAGCUGGAGGAGAUCUACGAACAAAACGAGAAGUUCACGACCCUGUAGCCUAUAUUACAUCGAUUCGGCGAGAGACCAUCGAACUUACUUUGAAACUUGAAAUUGCAUAUUAUUGGAUUCUAUGGACGUCCACGAUAUUUCACCAGAAAUACAAUGACCGCGACCAAAUUUCACCUUACGCAGCGUAUAAUUGCCAUUAAGAUUUUAUUAUCAUUCAUUUAAUACACAUGUAUUUCAUUCAUGUACAUUUUAUAAAUAAAAUAUAUAUAUAUUUAUAGAU